Molecule: messenger RNA, 770 nt
Organism: Talaromyces proteolyticus
Lineage: Eukaryota; Fungi; Ascomycota; Eurotiomycetes; Eurotiales; Trichocomaceae
Exons: 1
Coding region: 188-349 (53 amino acids)
Source: RefSeq, a predicted model, not a curated record
GAGGAAAUAUAAUAGUAUACUGUCGAGGAUUAUCCGUUGCCGCGAGUAAUACAAUCUGAUGUGAUAAAUUAAAAAACAAAGCUGACCCUUAACAGUUAUUUGCUUAUCACAUAUAUUCUGGCAGGAUGAAGUAGGUAUGUAUAAUUCAGAAUUUAAAUGAUGCUGGUUCCACCGAUCACGUAUAGAUAUGGCUUCCUUGUUUCUAAUCUCCCCAGAUGCAUGUUCAAGGCUCCCUCUUCGUUUCUGGGAUAAAUUUUUAUUCCCACAUAUUGUCAACAGCCAUCGUGUUUCGGUCCUGAGAGUAUUUUCAAAGCUCGCGUUGGUGUAUUCAAGUGCGUAUAGGAUUUGAUCUUCAGUGAGCAGAGAGCGUCUAAUACAUAUAGUUCCCAGUCGCGAUAGUAUAGCCUAAUAUUUCAAGGUAGUCGCUACAAGUGGUGUCCGCUAUAUUCACAACUGACAGUGGCUGCAAAUGACUUGCUGCCGUCUUGCACAAGUAUUUAUAUAUUGAAAGGUAGGCCUUUACAUUCUCUCUUUGAUCUUGUUUUUCUGUCACUAUUUACGAAUACAUCUCCCAAUUGAUAAUUUGAUAUCCAUGGGUUAGCUGCUUCAACACCAAUAUAGGACACUGUCCCGACGCUAUCCGCAUAGCCGAGCACAGGAACUGGCAGAUUGCACGAUAGUGGGCCGCGAAACGUGUUAUUGGCGUAUAGGCUGCUUAUUAUUGGUUCGGAGAAGCCCUAAUGGUUUCUUUAAUUUCUUUGACUCGGGAA